GAAGUGACGAGUGUCUAUUGUGGCUAGCUUCACACCGGUUCCGCGUGUUGAUGCUCAAGAGAGGACGAGAGAGAAAACAAGCUUUCCCCAACGCAAAGAACCAAAGCCAGGCAAAACCGGAGGAAAAUGGACAUGAAGAAGAGGGUCUCCUUAGAGCUGAGGCACCGGUCGCCCUCGGAGGUCCAGGAGCUGGUCCUGGAUAACUGUCGCUCGAGCGAAGGAAAGAUCGAGGGAAUCACGGAAGAGUUCUCGAAUCUGGAGCUGCUCAGCCUCAUUAACGUCGGCCUGACCAGCGUCGCAGACAUCCCAAAGCUGGACAAACUCAAAAAGUUGGAGCUCAGUGACAACAGGAUAUCGGGUGGUCUGGAGGUCCUGGCGGAGCGGCUGGUGAACCUAACGCACCUUAAUCUCAGCGGGAACAAGUUCAAAGACAUCAGCACCCUGGAGCCGCUGAAAAAGCUACCGCAGCUGAAGAGUCUCGACCUGUUUAACUGUGAGGUGACAAACCUGGCCGACUACAGGGAGUCCAUCUUCAAGCUCCUCCCCCAGCUCACCUACCUGGACGGCUACGACAUCGACGACUGCGAGGCCUCCGACUCCGACGGCGAGGGAGACGGUGUCGACGAUGAGGACGAAGAAGAGGGAGAGUCAGAGGACUUUGAGGAAGAGGAAGAAGAGGAUGAAGAAGACGUAGUGGUUGAGGAGGACGACGAAGAUGACGACAGCGGUGAUGAUGAGGACGGAGAGGUGAACGGAGACAUGGACAGCGAGGAAGAAGAUGAUGAUGAAGAUGAGGAGGAGGACGAUGAGGACUCAUCUCCAGCCAAAGGAGAGAAGAGGAAGAGGGACCCCGAGGACGAGGAUGAUGAUGAUGAAUGAGGGGUCUGCAGAGACCCCUCCCUGACCCCCGCAAACCCUGCUGACCUCUUACCCACCCUCAGUAUAAAUGACUCAUCCCUGCUGCCAAUUCUUCCCUAUCUGCCUCCUCCCACUUUCACUCUGGGCCACGUCCCAUUUCCGAAACUGGUCUCCUCGCUUGUCGCCUGCCUCUAGCAGAGCAAAUUGACAUCCGUUAUUAUCUAAAACGCCUCUUUAAUUGUUUGUUUUACAGUAUUUUUUUUAAAUACUUUCAUUUCCACAAGUUGAGCCAAAUUUUGUUCCCGUUGUCAGUCACCAACUUGCAGCCUUCAUUUAGUCCUCUGUUUCCGCCGUAGUGUUAUUCUUUUGGUUUAAUGGCAGCACAUUUAUUUUUGUGAACUCAGGAAAGAAGAAAACACUUUAACAGAAAAGUAUCCGUUUUCUAGUCUCACUAUCAACUGUACAAAAGAGUUUGGUUAGCUAUUAAAAUAAGAAGCUGCAGAGAUAUUCUCACAUUUUUAGAAGCUGGAACCAGUGGAUGUUUCGCCUUCUUAUUUGGAAAGUUGCAAAUCUUCCGUCGGAAUAUACAGCUUGACUUUUUCUUUUUUUUUUCUCACAGUUUACAUUUUAAAAUGGGGGGGACAAACUUAUGCUAACAAGAAAGAAACAUCUUAACUCUAAAUUCCAACUCUUGUGUGUGGGCAGUAAAUGCAUCACCAGUCCUGAAAAGCUCAAAAAACAAAACGUCAGCAAACGUUACAUCAGUUUUCCUCUUCAUCCUGAGAAUAAAAAUCUUUCAUUAACUUUUUUUUUCAUUGCAUGUGGGCGUGAUUUAUUUUUAAUUUUUUUACAAGACAAUAAAAACAUGAGGAGUUAAUAAAUGAGUGAAUGAAAUGUGAACCCAAACCCAUCAUUUCCUUAUUUUCCCCCUGAUGUCAUCGGUCUGUGAUGUAGCUCAUCACUCUGAUGACAUCAUUGUGUUAAAGCCAAUUUACAAAAAAUAAAAAAACAGCUACCCACCCUCCCCCUCCCCCCUCCUGUCGCCGAGGCCAAACCUGCUCAGGGCAAACCGUGUUCUGUCUUUUUUUGCCAACAGAGCUUUUUAAAAGAAAUAUUUUUUCAGAGGAAUUUGUUUUUGUUUAAUUUUUGUAUGGUUGUCUGGGGAAACGCUCUGUCUCUGUUCUCCCCCCUCUCCCUCUCUGUUUCUGCCUCCUUACAUUUCUGUCUCCUCAGUAGAGAGCUCCAGAUGUCCUUCAAGCUUACACUGACUAGUCGAGGUUGUUUUCUUUUUUUUUUGUUUUUUUGUUUUUUACUUUCUGUAAGUUAAAUGAAAGCAAACAAAAAAUGCAUACAAAAACGACUUUGUAAAUAAAAUCUUAACAUUUUGCUCCUGUC
Messenger RNA from Oreochromis aureus, 2253 nucleotides. Its product is annotated as acidic leucine-rich nuclear phosphoprotein 32 family member B-like. Gene Ontology annotation, cellular component: nucleus. The transcript is spliced from 7 exons. Bases 127 to 879 code for a protein of 250 amino acids. Lineage: Eukaryota; Metazoa; Chordata; Actinopteri; Cichliformes; Cichlidae. Gene Ontology annotation, biological process: regulation of apoptotic process. Gene Ontology annotation, molecular function: histone binding. The record is from RefSeq and is a predicted model, not a curated record.